UGUUAUAGUAAUGCAUCAAAAGCUAAUAAGUUCGAACCAAGAAGGAGGAGGUUAGAAUCUAGCAUUGUAAUGAUUUAUCGUAAGACGCACGUGUGCAUGGGUAUUAGAGUCGACAUGUAUGCGACUCUAUUAAACUCUUCAUGUCCGGUUGUGGCGGGCGAGUGCUGAUUUUGUGCGUUUAGCAAUGUUCUUUUAGUGAUAAUUUACCUAUUACAUUCUUAGCCUAUGGUACAUGAACAUAUACAUUUACACUGCGUAAUUUCAACCCAGCAUAUGUUACAUUAUACUUGAGUGUUUGUGAUCAGGGCAUGUACAUGUACUGUGGAAGGACAGCCUCGUGUAGUGGGAUAGUGUCAUCAAUGUUACGUUUAAGGAAAGAGUUGCAUAAUUUUAGCUACCCAUGUACAUGUAUAUACUGUUGAUAUUUCGAAAGUUAGAUUAUAAAUGCAACUCUUCAGUGUAAUGUCUGCUAGCAUUCCCAUUGGAUUCGUUGUUUCCGAUUUUUAACAGUCAUUGGUGAUUCGAUCGUGAUUUAAUAUGCAUGUACGUGUACAUUGCCUGUUUUAAUCAGCCUAUGAAAUGAGGGAUUUACGUAUUUGCGGAAACAGUCUUACAUGCAUGUUCGUGUUUGAAUUAUUAUUUUGAUUUCUGAUGCAUGUACUGUAGCUGGCAUUAUAUUUCUUCUCACAAAGACUUACAUGUACACCUACAUGUAGGGCAUGUAGCUCCAACCUAGCUGAUUUAUGGGCCAAGAUGUGGGGGUUGUCGAGUUUUAACUCUGUUAUUUGGGUAUGUCACUUCUAGAAAGCUAUAAGAACUUGCUAAUUGCUUAUAUGCAGCUGUGAGCACUUGUAAGUAGUCUGGUAUGGCUUGUGGUUGGCUGUCAACACUUUCAACAAGAAAAGGUUACAUUGCAUCUAAUGAAUCUUAUUAUAGGCCUUUGAUGUAAAGGUCACUUUACCUUCUUUAUAGUCGCUAGAUGUACAUGUACACGAAUUUAAAAUUCUUCUUAAGAUAGUAAUUUCUAGAUAUUCCCAAGAUUAUUUAUAUUUAUUUUAAAUAUAUGAUUAUAGCCUAUUUAUAUUUUAUUAAUAUUGUUAGGCAUAUGUGUUUGAAUUAGAUGAUUAAUAUAUGAGGAGAGUGAUAUUCCUACCACUUUAAUAAGAAGUAAGCUGAUUGCCCAAUGUUAGAGUGUCAGGCUACAUUAACAACAAAUGACAUUGUUAUCAAUAAAUUGACACAAGUCCUGUCUUACUUGAGACAAAGUAAGGGUCAAGGAAGAUGAAAAAGAAGGAGAAAGUGUCUAAAAUUUCAUUGCAAAAAUUAUUUGCUCCAAAACAGGUACAAAUUGAAAUGAGUGAAUUAUCAGCUCUAAGAAACCAGCUGUACAAAAGGAAGAGAGUAUAUUUCCUGAUAUGGGUGAAUACAAUUUUGAUGCAUCUGCAUUUCUGUCUAAUUUAUCAAAGAGAGAUCAACAGUUAUUCACUAAAAGUGAACCCACACAAGAUUAUGAAGACAUUAAGAAAGCUACUAAAGAUUUUGUCAAGGCUGUAGGGGAAAAGUAUGCUGAUUCUUCGUCCAUUCAAGGUGAGAGGGCUCAUUCUGAUGGUCCACUACCUUCUGGUUGGUCUGCAGGAGAAGAAGAUAGAACACGUGCUAGAAGCUCCAGUACCAAAGCAACAGAGCCAGUUUUUAUGAAGAAAGCAAAAACUGAUGACGUUGGAUUUGGUGGUUUAGAUCAAGAUCAUUAUGCUGAAUGCUAUCCUGGUGGUAUGGAAGAAGUGGAUGCAACUGUCAAUAGUGAUGAUGAAAUUGACUUCUCUAAAAUGGACGUGGGUAAUUGUAUGGAAACUAUCAGUCAUCAAGGGAAGCACUACCAAAAGCUGCUUUCUAGUAUCGCGUUAAAAUGGAUGACGGUCGUAAGACUCGUAGACAAGGUGUCAAGAAUGAGAAAGCUAAACUGGACAGAGAAUGGCAGCAGAUCAGUCAGAUUCUUCAAAAAAGAAAGUCAAGUAAAACAGAGUUUGAUUCCAAGCGCCUCAAGACUUUAGAUUAACUUUGUAAAACAUUUAAUUGUGUCACAAAUAGUCAUUAAAUGAUUUGGAAAUACAUGUAAAUAAUACUAUUAAUUACUUUUUAACAUUAAAGAUAUUUUGAUUACUGUA
Molecule: messenger RNA, 2165 nt
Organism: Amphimedon queenslandica
Lineage: Eukaryota; Metazoa; Porifera; Demospongiae; Haplosclerida; Niphatidae
Exons: 13
Coding region: 1416-2051 (211 amino acids)
Source: RefSeq, a predicted model, not a curated record